AUGGCUUUUAUUAUUUUUUAUUACCGUCAUAAUGUAAAAUUAAAUUGCUUUGGCGAGAAAUAUAUCAAAAUGGACGAAGAUAAUAAAUCAGAUACUUCAAGUAAUAAUGGUUCAUUUGGGGAUGCUAGCAAGUCUAUCUAUGAGGCUUAUAUCGAUAUUGCGCCUAAUGAGCAGCAAUGGAAAAAAGACAAAGUUUGUCAUAUCUGCAAGAAAAAAUUUGGAAGCAAAAUUUCUCUGAUAAACGAAAAGAAAUUUCGCUGCAAGUUCUGCUGGAGAGGCACAUGUGGGGAUUGCUCAAAAGCAAGGGCAAUGCAUCCUGAUUUUGAAAAACCUCAGCGUAUCUGCAAUGCUUGCUUCCAAAAAUCAAAGGAAAACAGAAUUUCUGAAGGUUACAGCAUAGAGCUCAAUAGAGCAAGAUCAGAAAAAGACCUGCUUGAGCUGCAGCUAGAAAGCCUAAAACGAGAAACUCAGCAAUCAAUAAAAGAAAAAGGCCAACUUGAAGAAAAACUAGAACAAGUGCAAAAAGAGGUAAGUCUGGAAAUUGCAGAGCAGCAGCUGUCUGUUGAUGCAUUAAAAUCACAAAGAGAUGAAAUUUCGAAAAAAUUCGAGGGGUUAAAAUCUAGCCUAACAACAACUGAAGAGGAAAGAAAUGAAAAAGAUAGAAUCCUGGAUGAGUUAGAAAAAGAGUUAUUUAGCUUGAAAAAUAAUAAGUGUGGCGAAAAAGAUGAAAUUGGAGAUCUUAGAAAUUUGCUCGCGGAAAAGCAAGAUGAAAAUGUAAGACUCCUCAGAAAGCUUGAUGAGAAAAAAGCACCACCCCCUGGAGAAAAUAACAAGCAAAGAAAAAGAAGAGAGAAAGAAGAAAAGUUCAGAGAAGAAAUAGAGGAAUUACUGGACCAGAUUAAAGCUGUUCAAGAUGAAAAUAAAUUGUUUAUUAAAGAGAUAUCAGAUAUAAACACAGAAAUAAGCAGCAUCGAUGUAAAAAAACAAAAUCUGCAAGAUGAGCUGGAAGAACUAGAAUUUGGGCCAAUUGCUCUGCAAAGACCUGGAGUAAGACAAUCUAUGAUACAAAUUGAGGAACAAAAAAUAAAAGAACUUAAAGAAAUUAUCCAAGAUCAACAACAAAAAAUUGACAAAUUGAAAUCAGAAAUUCAAAAAUCAAAACCGAUAAAUGACAGAGAAAUGAGCAGUGCUGACAUAAAUUAA
This is a messenger RNA of Blepharisma stoltei, 1203 nucleotides long. The record is from the annotation of a GenBank genome assembly. Lineage: Eukaryota; Ciliophora; Heterotrichea; Heterotrichida; Blepharismidae.